AUGCUCUCCCAAACGCCACAUUACCUUCUCCACCCUGCUGCAGAUGAGUUGAAAAAGAAAAUCAGUGAAGGCUAUGCAGUGGUGAGAAGUCGAUUGAACGACGACAUUAAAGCAAGGAAUUCCACUUGGACACCACUGCAAAUAGCUGCUUUUGAAGGAACAGCAGAGGAGUUUGUACGACUUCUGACGCCAGAAUCCAUUGAAUGCCGCACGUCACAGCAGCUAUCGCUUCUCCAUGUGAUCUGUGCAGGGCAGGGUGAGUCGCAAGUUGACAAACUCACAGCUCUAUUAGAUGCAUGUGGAGAUGAUGCCACCAAGAAGAAAAACCUAUUAUCCCAUCUGUCGAAUAAUGGAUUCUCAGCUUUGCAUGUUGCCGUCUACAGGGGUGACCUAGCUUUGGUGAAAAGCUUGCUGGAAUGUGGAGCCGAUCCUGGUUUGGGAGGACGGCAUCAGCUACCUCCUCUUCAUUUGGCUGCUAUGAUAGGAAGUUCGUCAAUAGCACAGGCUCUGGUCACAGAUGGGGCUUCGCUCGAAGCCAAUGACUUCGUGCUUUUCACUGCUCUACAUUGUGCUACGUAUUUUGCUAACGAGCAGGUCGUACGAUGUCUGUUGAAUUGUGGAGCUGAUGGGAACGUAUGUGGUGGAGUAAAAGAUCGUCCGUUACAUUUGGCCGCUAGUCGAGGACUUUCCGCCAUUGCCUCGCUUCUUCUCGAGGCCGGAGCCGAUCCUCAACUGGCCGAUGACGAAGGAAAUCUCCCGCUACAUUUCGCUGCCAAGACCGGUCACAUGGCUGUGCUGAACAUUCUGCUUAAGAACAGCAAGAACUUAUCAGAAACUGUAGCCACACGCAACGUCUAUGGCGACACUCCACUUCAUCUCGCCUGCUAUGGUGGGCGACUGGAUGCUACCAAAGCGCUCAUCGAAGCUGCAGCCGGAUCACAUCUGAUGGUGUCGGAAAACGUAUUCUCAGAGACCCCACUGCAUGCAGCAUGCACGGGUGGUAAAUCUAUCGAGCUGAUCGCAUAUCUGAUGAAACAGCCUGGAGUUGAUCCUAACUACCAAGGACAAGAUGGCCAUACAGCUCUUCACUCGGCAUGUUACCAUGGACAUCUACAGAUUGUACAGUAUCUGCUUGAAAACGGUGCUGAUCAAUCGCUUGCAGCUCGUACAAACGAAAGACCCGCAGCGGUCCAAAGGACACCCCAGUCGACGUUCGCAGCAGCAAUCAUGGCCCUGAAUCGCCCAGAGACGCUAUCAGGGAUAUCGUCGCGGGAUUCGGUCGUUUCCGUUGAGGACCAGCAGACGCCGGUGAUUUGGGCUUAUGAAAAAGGUCAUGACCGUAUUGUGGCUCUGCUGAAACAGUAUGCCAACAAACGACCUGAUGCCGAUGUAUGCAGUGAGUACAGGUUCCUAGCUUGGGCUGAAUUCAAAGGUGCCCAGUCAUACCAUUCAAUUCUGGAGAUUCCUCGUACACACCACUCCCUUCACCGAUGGGUCGACUACGGUCAAUGA
Molecule: messenger RNA, 1512 nt
Organism: Haemonchus placei
Lineage: Eukaryota; Metazoa; Nematoda; Chromadorea; Rhabditida; Trichostrongylidae
Source: the annotation of a GenBank genome assembly